AGGAGCUGUUGCCAGAGACGUGUUGCACUUCACUCAUUUGUUGUCUCCUCAGGGGUGAAUUUUCAGUCAAGAAAUGGUUUCCAUCACAACUGAAAAUGAUACACAGCUGUACAACAUGACCACCCAGAAGCUCACAGUCAGUCCAGAAUAUCUCUACAAUAAUUCAGGAGUGCAUCAGAUAGGUCAAAAUGGAUGUGUUAAUGCAGAUGUAUGGAAAUGGAUACAGGAUUAUCAGCCUGGAUUUCUCUGGUUUAUAUUUAUUCUGGGAUCAAUAGAAAAUUCCUUUGUGCUCACUGUCCUGUGUUUCCACAAGAGCAGCUGCACAGUGGCUGAAAUUUACCUAGCAAACAUGGCAUUUGCUGACCUAAUGUUGGUCUGUACUUUACCUUUCUGGGCCAUUAAUAUUUCUAAUAAUUUUCAUUGGUCUUUUGGCCUGUUUCUCUGUAAAUCUGUCAAUAUUAUGAGUCACAUGAACUUGUAUUCUAGCAUUUAUUUCCUGACACUAGUGAGUAUUGACCGCUACCUCGCCUUGGUGAAAACCAUGUCUCUUGGACGGGUGAGACGAACCGUCUGUGCCAAAUGGAAUUGUUUUGUAAUUUGGACAUGUGCACUGCUCAUGUGUUCACCUACAAUGGUGUUUCGAAAUUUGCAUUAUUAUCCCGACUACAACAUCACAGCCUGUGCUCUUCUUUACCCAGCCAGCUACUGGGAACCCACAAACAACUGCUUGCUGAAUAUUGUGGGGUUUGUGAUCCCAUUCUGUGUAAUCACCUAUUGCACUGUGCAAAUCAUCAAAGCCUUGCGAAGCAGCGAGCUGCGGAAAAUGAAGGUGGUCCAGACAGAGAGGAGAGCCACCAUGCUGGUCCUUGCUGUGCUCCUGCUGUUCAUUGUGUGCUGGCUUCCGUUCCAGAUCAGCACCUUCAUCGACACAAUCCGUUAUUUCUCACCCACCCUCAAAUGCCUGGAAGACAUCAAUGACAUACUGACUCAGAUAGCCACGUACUGCUCCUUUAGCAACAGCUGCCUGAACCCAGUCUUGUAUGUGAUUGUUGGGAAAAACUUCCAGAAGAAGGCUGUGGAAUUCUACAAGGACUUGUUCACAAAGAGGUGCAGAAAAUUGCAGUCUGCACAGAUGGAAAACACCCUGGACACUUUAAGAACUUCCAUUUCAAGUGAAUACCCAAGAAAAAAGUCUGUUAUGUCAUUACCCCAAUAGCAUAAUUUUAGGAAAAUCUUAAAAGAAGAAAGCCUUCUAACUUAUUAGUCUCCACUCAUAUCCAUCUGCUACAGGUCCACAGAAUAAACAUGUGUUCCUUACAUGACGGAAAACAAUGGUUUGAUCUUAAUGGAAAUUCCAUAGAGACCUGCUUCUAAUGUUAUUAGAUUUUUUUAUGAUUGAAUCCUGUUUUGUAGCUUACUUUCAUUUUCAUGGCUGAAUUAUACCAGGUGCAUGUAUCAUUUGGAAUGUUUUUCUAGGGUGUAUAUACAAUUUCUGAACAGACCCCCAGUACAAAAAUUUUUGUCAGGAUUGUGCAGCUACAUAUGGUACCCAUAUGCGCGUUAGAUAAGAUUUUGAUCUGGGAGGGGCUUGUAUUUGGGUAAGUUCUGUUAACUGAAAUCUGUAGGAUAUGUUUUUAGAUGUGUCUGUCUUUUGGGCUUUUAAUUUCUUUCUUCAGUCAUCUGAAACUAUCUGAUUCUUCCAUUGACAAGCAGUGCCUUUUUGCAACUGCUCUGGUCAGUUACAGAUUUACAUGAGCAAGUACAUAUGAAAAGUAGCUGAAAAAAAAGGUAAAGCAGUAGUGGAAGGGAACCUGCACCCACCUGCACGAAGUUAGCUGAGUUUUCUUUGUAGAAGAAGAUUCUUUACUCAUUCUACCUUGGAGUGAAAGCAUUCACUUACCCUUUUUGAGUGAGUGAAUGCUAUUUAUAUUCAUGCUAAACUCAGGUUUUUAGUAUUCACAGGGCAUCAUUAAUGUUAUUCAAUGGACAUACAAAACCUCAGCACAACUGGUAUAAUCUCACAAAUGGAAGAAACUGAGAAUAUGAAGGAGAGCAUCACCUAAGUGCAUUAGAAAUCUAACAGGGGUCUUGAAAGCUCAGAGUAUUCAAGAAUGGCUUUUUCAGAUUCUAGUAAUACCUACAUUUUAUUUGUAGAGUAAAUCUGUGAGAUUUUAAUACAAGAUAGCUUUUCCCCAACUGGACUGUGGUUUUGAAGUAAGUUGAUUAUACACAUUAAAAAACUCAUAGUGUACUGAAUUGUCUGUAUGCACUUUAACCUCUAGGAACCUUGAUCAAAACUGAGUGGAAGAUGAUCUAAGAAAACUAAGAGUCUGUUGUUUUCAAGGCCCUCAAUGUUACAGCUUUUAAAGCUACCAAGGGAAAUGAAGUUUGCUGACAUGAGUAAACUCAGAUGGCAACUACAUGGUCUUUAUCCAUCACAGCUUGAAUGGAGCAAUAAAGUCCAUUUAAGAUGGGAGAUUUGUAUUAAACCUUCAAAAAACUAAGCUGCAAAAUAGAAGUGUGCAGAUGUGAUUUAAAGACGGUUGGAUUUAGAUCACUGUGUAUGAUUUCUAGGCAAUUUCUAUGGUUUUUAUUUGAUAAUCCUAUAUAAUCCUAUGUCAUAAAUAAUUCUAUUGCCCAUCCUUUUUGUUGUCUGAUGCAAUAGGGACAACUAUGAUGAAACACUGCAAGGCUUUCUGUUAUAUCCAGUGUUAUCACACUGUCUCAUGCAUAAGCAUGCUGUUCAUGCAACCCUUACACAAAAGGAACUCCAUACAGAGGUUAUUGAGGCAACAGAAGUUAUUUCUGAGUAUUUGGUACUGAGAAGUAAAAUAUAAAAAUAUUACUAUGUUAAUAUCACAUUAAUUUAA
Catharus ustulatus (Swainson's thrush) is the source of this 2870-nucleotide messenger RNA. It is a transcript of the gene BDKRB2, whose product is annotated as bradykinin receptor B2. Gene Ontology annotation, molecular function: bradykinin receptor activity. NCBI's taxonomy places the organism in Eukaryota, Metazoa, Chordata, Aves, Passeriformes, Turdidae. The transcript is spliced from 2 exons. Gene Ontology annotation, biological process: smooth muscle contraction; G protein-coupled receptor signaling pathway; neutrophil chemotaxis. Gene Ontology annotation, cellular component: membrane. Bases 74 to 1216 code for a protein of 380 amino acids. The record is from RefSeq and is a predicted model, not a curated record.